UCUCUCCAGCGAACCUCUUAAGGGUCAAGAUAAGGAGAUGGUUAUGGUCUGUUUACUAACACGCUGGCUUCUGAAGCUGGGAUUGUGAAGUGAAUGAGUAACUGUCCAGCAUUGUGUAAUAUUGUGUCUGCAUUCACCUGCAAAAUUCCACCGGUUCCUCAUCCCUGGUCUACUUUUUAAACCAGGAAAUGGUGUAGCUCUGCGGCAGAGUGCUUGCUAUGCACACAGCAGGUUUCAGGGUCAGUCCCCAAUGGUAGGAGAGACUCCAGCUUGAAAUCCUGGGGAGCUGCUGCCAGCCAGUGCAGGCACUAUUGAGCAGCGACGGCACCCCCCGGGAUAGGACGAUGGCCUCCGCGUUGGGGAACCGGACGGAGACCUGGCUUCAGAAGCUGGACUCGCUGAUGCGGGCCCUGAACCAGACUCUCUCCCACGCUUGCCCCCAAGAUGCGAAGCCCGUCGAGGAAGAGAAGGACAACUACGCUUGCAUCUACAUCCUCUUCGUGAUGAUCCUCUUUGCCGCGACGGUCGGGAGCCUGAUCCUCGGCUACACCAGAUCCCGCAAGGAGGUGGACAAGCAGAGCGACCCCUAUCAUGUUUACAUCAAGAAUCGGGUGUCCAUGAUAUGAGGAGGAAGACCAAGGCAGGAAGGACUUGAGAAGCCUCGGGGCAGAAAUCCUUGGUGCAUCCUUUGCAAGAAGACAACACGCCUUUUAUAGCCUUUUAUUCACCAACCUGCGCCCUCCAGAUGUGUUGGACUACAACUCCCAUCAGCCAGGGCUGACAAGCAACCCCUACUGGUUAAAAAAGGUUCUGCCUCAUGAGCUGCCUUUUAAAUUUUGCAGAGAUCCAAAGCCUUCAGCUCCAAACCUAUUCUCACUUACCUGGGAGUUUUAGUCGUUUAGUCGUGUCCGACUCUUCGUGACCCCCUGGACCAGAGCACGCCAGGCCCUCCUGUCUUCCACUCCUCCCGCAGUUUGGUCAAACUCAUGCUGGUAGCUUCGAGAACACUGUCCCACCAUCUCAUCCUCUGUCGCCCCCUUCUCCCAACAUCAGGGUCUUUUCCAGGGAGUCCUCUCUUCUCAUGAGGUGGCCAAAGUCUUGGAGCCUCAGCUUCAGGAUCUGUCCUUCCAGUGAGCACUCAGGGCUAAUUUAAGCCUCCCUAAAGUCAGCGCUGCAGAUACAGUACAGAUGAUAUCUCAAUGGGGCAGUACCUUUUCUAACCAGUAGAGGUCAUCCUACCAGCAUGGCUGUGGCUGAUGGGAGUUGUAGUCCAGGCGCCAGGUUGAUGAAUCUUGCUUUUCCUGGUUCCAGUUAUAUCCCCCUUCUGGAACUGGGGCGCACCUGUGUGCUGAUGGGUGGAAAUCUAAGAUGUGGUGAGAGGAAACACUGUUUUCAAAGAAAUUUGGACUGGUGGGGGUGCCUUCAAAUCGCAGAUUAUCAAGAGGGUAUAUAUAUAU
Podarcis raffonei (Aeolian wall lizard) is the source of this 1457-nucleotide messenger RNA. RefSeq names its product potassium voltage-gated channel subfamily E regulatory subunit 3 (gene KCNE3). Bases 345 to 626 code for a protein of 93 amino acids. The transcript has 2 exons. The record is from RefSeq and is a predicted model, not a curated record. Gene Ontology annotation, molecular function: delayed rectifier potassium channel activity; transmembrane transporter binding; voltage-gated potassium channel activity involved in ventricular cardiac muscle cell action potential repolarization. Lineage: Eukaryota; Metazoa; Chordata; Lepidosauria; Squamata; Lacertidae. Gene Ontology annotation, cellular component: membrane. Gene Ontology annotation, biological process: ventricular cardiac muscle cell action potential; negative regulation of delayed rectifier potassium channel activity; regulation of ventricular cardiac muscle cell membrane repolarization.